UUUCCAGCGAGUGAGCGUGCAGCUGCAGCCCAGCUUCCACGACCUCACGCAUUGCACGAUGCUGCUGCCUCGGACUCAGGCGCCCUUGAGGGCCGCCCUUGCUGCGUCGAGAUCGCAGUUCCUCCCUAGCACUGGCUCCGCCUACAAUGUGCUCGAUGUGCUGCGCGCAGGCUCCUCGCCGUCGCCGACCUUGACAUUUGUCCGCCAUGCUACGCAUCAGGCCCAGGGACGGGCUAAUGGGCCGAAGAACGGGGUUGGAAAGAGAAUGGGUGCGAAGAAGACUGGUGAACAAUACGUGGUGCCGGGCAACAUCAUCUUCAAGCAGCGCGGCACGCUGUGGUUCCCGGGCGAGAACUGCUUAAUGGGCCGCGACCACACGAUCCACGCGGCGGCGCCCGGCUACGUCAAGUACUACCGCGACCCCGCGAAGCACCCGAAGCGCAAGUACAUUGGGGUGGUGUUUGAGCGGAACCAGACGCUGCCGACGCCGGUGCACGCGGCGCGCCGGCGGCGGCUGGGCAUGCUGGCCGUGGCGCGGGACGGGGCAGUGGAGCACGAACACGAACAGGAGCAGCAGAUGGUGGAGGAGGACGCCGCUGCCGCCAACGACUUGGUCCCCGCCGGCAAGGCGGUUCCUGGCAACAAGGUUCCUGGCCAGGAAAGCUCGGUCCGCGCCGCCCCGAAGAGCAAGCGCGCCCAGAAGCCCCAGAAGAACCUCUCCUUGCGCCCCGGCUACAUGUUCCGCGAGGCGAACUGGGAGAUUGGCCGUGCAGCGGAGCGCGCAAAUGUCAAGGUCACGCAGUUCGUCAAGGGAGACCGCUUCAAGGCGUGGAGGAAGCUGGCGGCCAGGAAGGCGAAGAAUGUCGCGCGCAAGACGCUGAGCAGUCGCAAGGGCGCGAAGAAGGCGAAGAAGGGCGGGAGGAGGUAGAGGUAGAGAUUGUGCGUCUGUUGAAACCACGGGGUUGUGUAUUUAUACCUGAGGUGCUGCGGGUGUGUGUGUGUAUGUAUGUAAAAAGACCUGCUCUGCG
This is a messenger RNA of Aplosporella prunicola CBS 121167, 1028 nucleotides long. RefSeq lists its product as uncharacterized. Gene Ontology annotation, biological process: translation. Gene Ontology annotation, molecular function: structural constituent of ribosome. Bases 59 to 928 code for a protein of 289 amino acids. The record is from RefSeq and is a predicted model, not a curated record. Gene Ontology annotation, cellular component: mitochondrial large ribosomal subunit; ribosome. The transcript is spliced from 2 exons. NCBI's taxonomy places the organism in Eukaryota, Fungi, Ascomycota, Dothideomycetes, Botryosphaeriales, Aplosporellaceae.